AUGCCUUGUCAGAAGCCUAUCCUACCUCAAGAUAGAUGUGCUCUAUCACCAAGAUCUUGUACUAGAAGUCCAACCCUUCUAGAACAACAGCACACUGCAGUAGCGCAACAAUAUCAGCAACAGCAGCAAGAGCACCAGCACACUGCAGUAGCACAACAAUAUCAGCAACAACAGCAAGAGCACCAGCACACUGCAGUAGCACAACAAUAUCAGCAACAGCAGCAAGAGCACCAGCACACUGCAGUAGCACAACAAUAUCAGCAACAGCAGCAAGAGCACCAGCACACUGCAGUAGCGCAACAAUAUCAGCAACAGCAGCAAGAGCACCAGCACACUGCAGUAGCGCAACAAUAUCAGCAACAGCAGCAAGAGCACCAGCACACUGCAGUAGCGCAACAAUAUCAGCAACAGCAGCAAGAGCACCAGCACACUGCAGUAGCGCAACAAUAUCAGCAACAGCAGCAAGAGCACCAGCACACUGCAGUAGCGCAACAAUAUCAGCAACAGCAGCAAGAACAACAGCACACUGCUGUUGCACAACAAUAUCAGCAACAACAGCAAGAGCACCAGCACACUGCUGUUGCUCAACAAUACGAACAGCAACAGCACACUGCAGUACAACAACAAUACGAACAGCAACAGCACACUGCAGUAGCACAACAAUAUCAGCAACAACAGCAAGAGAUACGCAACAGUUUAGUGUACAAACCGCUGGACCCUCAAACAGCCUUGCCUCCUACCCAACCUCUCAGAACCCGGUCAUCCAGCCCCCUUCCUAAACUUACGAACCCCGUACGUAACAAUCCCCCCGAGGGGACGUUGGGUGAAGAUGGGGUAACUCGCCUCCCAUCCUCCGAGGCCCUUGCCCCAACCCAGUACGUGGGUCCGCCCCACGGGGCAUUUCGUGGGGCAAGACAGGCUGCCCGCGCUCUUCAGCUUCCCCAUGCCCACAACUACGAGCAGAUCAACCUCAUCGGCAACGGCGCAUACGGCACCGUAUACCUGGGCCGCGACCUGAGCGAGCGCGGGCGCUACGUCGCCCUCAAGAAGAUCAAGAUCACGCUCACUGACGACGGCAUGCCUGUGAGCGCCGUCAGGGAGAUCUCGCUGCUCAAACAACUAGAGACAUUCAAACAUCCCUCCUGAUGCACCAAAUCCUAAGCGGCGUGGAUUUCCUGCACAGUAACCGCAUUAUUCACCGGGACCUAAAGCCACAGAAUAUCCUCGUGGAUCGUAACGAUAAAGUCAAGAUCGCGGACUUCGGUCUUGCCCGCAUCUACGACUACAACAUGAAACUAACCACGAUGGUAGUAACCUUAUGGUACCGCGCGCCCGAGGUACUACUUAGCAACUCUUACGCGACGCCCGUGGACAUUUGGUCGUGCGCUUGCAUCUUCGCUGAGCUCUUCAGGAAGAGACCGCUCUUUGAGGGCCAUACUGAAGGGGACCAACUGCAGCGUAUCUUUGAGGUGAUCGGGACGCCCAGUGAGCGGGACUGGCCCAGCGAUGUGUCCCUGUGCAUCAGCAGCUUCCGGGGCAACCGUCCCAAGCCGCUGCCUGACGUCGUCCCUGAGCUUACGUCUGACGCCGCUGACCUCAUGCAGCGCAUGCUGACGUUCGUCCCAGACAGCCGAGCGUCCGCACGUCAGUCACUCCGUCACUCUUACUUCAACGAGGUCUCCCAAGAUCUAGCGGUCCCUGGUCACUCAUCCACCUCUUCGUCUAUUCCCCCAACGUCACCAUCCAUUCCUCCAACCCAAUUACCAAUCCCAUCAACCGAUUCAUCCGUCCCAGUAAUAGCAUCGUCCACCCAAUCAACCCAAAUGUCUGUCCAAUCAACCGCAUUGCCCACUCAAUCAACCUCGUCAUCCAUCACGCCCACCUCGAUGACGAGCGCAUCUGGCGUCUCGUCCAUGAUAUGUGAUGAUGAACCUGCGAUCAAUUCUCCGGACUACAGGACUCAUCCUAGUGGGAAUUCCGGGGUCCAUCCUAGUGGGGACUCUAGGGCCCAUCCUAGUGGGGACUCUAGGGCCGAUCCUAGUGGAGACUCUAGGGCCGAUCCUAGUGGUGACUCUAGGACCAAUCCUAGUGUGGGCUCUAGUGCCCAGGUGUCAGCUGCAGUCACCGACAACGACGAAAACAACCCUAAUCGCAGCAACGUUCUCAAUGACCCCAAUUCUGCCCUCAACAAAACGGUGCUUGUUCCCUCUACCCUCGCCGCUCUACCCUCAGCCUCUACUUCUCUACCGCUGCAAUCUACUGUAACAUCAUCUACCGCGGGCUCUACCAGAGAGGGCUACUCUAACUGACAUAAUACGGUAGCACAACGACUAAUUCCGGUGUAAAGGAUCAAUUCCGGUGUAAAGGAUCAAUUCCGGUGUGAAGGAUCAAUUCCGGUGUGAAGGAUCAAUUCCGGUGUAAAGGAUCAAUUGCGGUGUAAAAUCAAUUGCGGUGUAAAGGAUCAAUUCCGGUGUAAAGGAUCAAUUCUGGUGUAAAGGAUCAAUUCCGGUGUAAAGGAUCAAUUCCGGUUUAAAUGAUCAAUUCCGGUGUAAAGGAUCAAUUCCGGUGUAAAGGAUCAACUCCGGUGUAAAGGAUCAACUCCGGUGUAAAUGAUCAAUUCCGGU
This is a messenger RNA of Hyalella azteca, 2624 nucleotides long. RefSeq names its product mitogen-activated protein kinase 15. Lineage: Eukaryota; Metazoa; Arthropoda; Malacostraca; Amphipoda; Hyalellidae. Gene Ontology annotation, cellular component: nucleus; cytoplasm; cyclin-dependent protein kinase holoenzyme complex. Gene Ontology annotation, biological process: signal transduction; regulation of gene expression; G1/S transition of mitotic cell cycle. Gene Ontology annotation, molecular function: cyclin binding; ATP binding; cyclin-dependent protein serine/threonine kinase activity. The record is from RefSeq and is a predicted model, not a curated record.